This is a messenger RNA of Ictalurus punctatus (channel catfish), 4475 nucleotides long. RefSeq names its product zinc finger and BTB domain containing 40 (gene zbtb40). Gene Ontology annotation, molecular function: DNA-binding transcription factor activity, RNA polymerase II-specific; RNA polymerase II cis-regulatory region sequence-specific DNA binding; protein binding. Gene Ontology annotation, biological process: regulation of transcription by RNA polymerase II. Bases 609 to 3845 code for a protein of 1078 amino acids. Gene Ontology annotation, cellular component: nucleus. The transcript has 18 exons. NCBI's taxonomy places the organism in Eukaryota, Metazoa, Chordata, Actinopteri, Siluriformes, Ictaluridae. The record is from RefSeq and is a predicted model, not a curated record.
AUACAAACACUGUUGGGGGGAGAUUUAAUCAGGAUUAGCUAGGUAAUGAGAAAAUGGCUACGGGGUUAUAGUAACUAAUUUACAAAGGUUUAACUAACCUAUUUAUAUCCAAAUCAGGGAAAAUAACAUGCACAGGAUAGAGAUACACAAAAAUGUAAACAUUUAUAUGUUAUAUAUCAACAUAAAGCCAUUAAAUAAACUUUGCACAUGCUCCUAUUUGUGACACGUGGACGUUUAGUAGCGUUUAACAUUGAUCCCUUUCAAUGCUUUUUGUAGCUGGCGUUCCCUUAGACCUCGCGCAUGCGCAUUGUCGCGGUCAACGAGUCGCCAUUUUCAAAACCGGCAGAAAAUGUUGUCCUUCGGUGGAGUUUAAAUAAAGACCUGGAUGAUUUGAAUAACACUGAAGGUAAAAAGGAAGUCGGUGUGGUCGUUAUGUGUUCCGAGCUGUGUGUGUCAAAAAGAAAGAAAGAAAGAAAGAAAGAGACAAACGAGGAUGAAAAAGUGUUGUUUUUAGCAGCACUCCUUGCUGGCUUGAUAAACUAGCUAGCAUAGUUAGCAGCUAGUUAUGGUGAAGGAGUUACUAACAGUAUUAUGGCAACCGGUGCAUCAUGGAGCUCCCGAACUACAGCCGGCAGCUCAUGCAACAGCUGCAGACUUUGCGAAAAGAGUCCCAGUUCUGUGACUGCACUAUCCUGGUGGGGGACGCGACCCAUCCGGCACAUAAAGUGGUCCUGGCCGCCUCCAGCCUGCUCUUUAAGUUUCUCCUCGAGACUUCGGACAGCAUCUCCAUCGACACGGCAGUGGUCACGCCGCAGGAGUUCUCCUCUCUGCUGGACAUGGCCUACUUGGGCAGACUGGUGCCUGGCAAACACGACUUCACGCGUGUCGUCGCUGCUGCAGACAGCCUGCAGAUGUUCGACGUGGCAGUCGGCUGCAAGAACGUCCUGGACGAGCUCGUGAAACAGUCCGAAGACGCUCAGGGUUUAAAAGAUCACACGGACAUUCCUUCGCACGAACUGGAAGAACCAAGACGACUUGAUGCUUCUGGACGAGAGUUUGCGUCACAAAAGGAAGAUGGUGCGGUGGAGCUGCUUUCUCACAAACAUGACGAUCUCGUAAGGACCCUGCAGGACAUCCAGCCGUGGAUCAACGUCCUUCGGACCUGGGACGCACUAUCACGCCAGCACCAACGCAUGUUGCUGGAGUGUUUCGAAGGAGAUCCAGGUGUGGACGUGGUUUUCCAGCGCCUCUUGGACCUGGUGAAGGAUGGGCGUGAGGUCUCAGCCCGAGCCGUCGUUUCGCUACUGGACCAGAUUAAGAGCCUAAAGCCUGAUCCGGAGUCUGUGGAGGAGAGGGAGGAGACGGGACCGGACCUCAAAGGCGGCUCCGCAGCCGAGGUUGCCAGAUCUCCCGGAUAUCAGCACGACCUCUCUUCAGACCUGACUGAGUUCCUCGCGGGUGUGGAGAACGUUUCUGAACUGCUCGCUCGAACAGCGGAGAGAUGCACGAGCGAAGCCGUAAAGCAGGUUCUGCUGGAGUGCAGUGGAGAGCAGAAUCACGGGCAGGUGCUGAGGAAGCUGCUAAGCACGCUCGCUGAGAGAGGAAUAGAGGAAACAUCCGUACUGCUGCUGCUGAAGGAGGUGGAGGACAGCAGCACGGACAGUGCAGAUAAGAGGAUGGACGACCGCAUUGGCCUGCCGCUUUUGAGAACUUUCCAGAACAGGCUGUGUGCGCUGAACCUGGAGGCUCAGAUCAUCAGGCGGAGUUUGGACGAAUUGCCUAGCGUCUCGUCCGAUCAGAGAGAGGUCCUGCAGAAAGAGGCUGACGGUAAUGUGGAGAAGCUGCUCAGAGCUGCUCUGGAUGGAGGUUUGGUUCAGCCUCUGACGGUAUGGAGGCUCCUGUUCUGGGCCGCGACUCACGACCCGGAGCUCCGACUCGUCAUGCAGGAAAUCAGGACAAAUCCAGAAGCUCAGGACCUCAUACACACUGUUGCCCUAGUGGAUGCCUUGUCCAAGCACAAAAAGCUCAUUCUGGAAACAAUCAAUGAAAUCCCUGACCUGGAAAGAGCUGCGGGCGAUUUGGACGGCGAUAAAGACAUCACUGAGUUCCUGCAGAGCUGCCGUGGUGCUGACGGAGGGACGGAGUCCGUGCAGCAGGUUUUGGACCGGGUACUGAGCAGAGAGUCGCAGCACGUCCGGCCGCUUUGUCGCCUCCUGUCCACGAGCCGGGUGAGCUUCCCCCAGCUUUCUGUCCUCAUCCAGGAGCUCAGCCAUGUUGAAGCGGAACGAGACGAGGAGACUGCAGGCUCCGAGAAAGAGGGAGAGGAAGAGGAGAAGGAUGAAGGUCGCAUAUUCAGGAGGAGGAAGGGCGUCGUGGUGUCCUACAGUUGCCAGUGGUGCAACAAGGCCUUCGACUUUAAGUGUCGUCUGCUGAAGCACAAGAAGCAGUGUGCGUUCUGUCCGGAGAGAAUGCAGCGCUGCACCGAGUGCUCCGCCUUGUUCCCGUCAGUCACGGCCCUGCAGCAGCACCGAGCCGAGGCUCACAACGGCCCGCCGGUUAAGAGGAAGAAAGUAGAGCCGGUGACAUGUGAGCUCUGUGGAAAGACCUUUAAACACCCUUCUGGUUUGUUGUACCACAGGCGCACGGAGCAUUUGGAGGAAAGGCCCUACGCGUGUGAGGAAUGCGGCACCAAGUUCUCCGCUAACUCGUCCCUGAAGAACCACAUGCGGCUGCACACGGGGGAGAAACCGUACCGUUGCAAACACUGUGACAUGAGCUUCACCGUGGCCGCCGCGCUGUCCUACCACACCAAGAAGAAACACUCGGAGGGUAAGAUGUACUCAUGUCAGUACUGCUCGGCUACGUUUGCGCAGUCUAUCGAGCUGACGCGGCACGUGCGUACACACACAGGAGACAAACCGUACGUGUGUAGGGAGUGUGGGAAAGGCUUCAAACAGGCCAACGGGCUCUCGGUGCACUUGCAGACCUUCCACAACAUCUCAGACCCGCACGACUGUCAGAAGUGUCGUGUGAGCUUCAGUUGUCUGGAGAAGCUUCGAGAGCACAUUCAGGAGGUUCACCCUAAAGAUCUGCACCAGUGUCCAGAGUGCAGUAAGAUCCUGAACACCGCGGCUCAGCUGGAGAAACACAUGAGCGUCCACGACGGCAGCAAACCCUACAGCUGCCAGACCUGCCACAAAUCCUACCAGACUCUCUCAGGGUUGUGGUACCACAAUCGCACCACGCACCCGGACGCGGUGACGGCGGAGGGCAGUCGCACGGUUUCUCACCUUCUGCACUGUAAGAUCUGCGACAAGGCUUUCUGCAACAGGAGCAGCUUGUUUAAACACAACAUAACCAAACACCCAGAAACCCGUGCUGGGACUGAAGAGGGUGAAAAGGAGGCACAGGCAGACACAUUCGUGUGGAGGUGUGUGUACUGUCCUCGUGCUCUUAGCAGCGAGCAGGAGUUGCAGCAGCACGUGUCGAGCGAACACGUGAGCCAGCAGGGAUCCGUGUUCGCCUGUGCCGUCUGCUCGCUGUCCUUCCUCUCCGAAGCCGAGUUCCAGCAGCACUUCCUCACCAGCCACGUGCAGCUCGUCCAGGAGGAGGAGGAGCUACAGGCUCAUGGCUCCACCUCCCAAAUGGUGAUCCAGUCAGAAGACGCCCCAUCUGAAGGGGCGGCACAGAUCGUCGGGCUCGACCAAUCACAACUGGCCGGCUCCCAACAGGUGUUUGUUGCCGUGGGUGACGGCGGGGAGGCAGUGGCUGACUCGGGGAUCGUUGCCGUUAACAUGGAGGACUUGCUGACAGGCCAUGUCACGCUGAUCUGUGAGGAGAACUAGUAGAGUCGUGUUCACACAGGAGAACAAACAUGUCGGCAAAACACACGCAUGCACACACACACACACACCCACACACACACAGACACACACCAUAUAUUACGGACAGUUUUGUUUUCACACAGCUCAUGGUGCAAAUUCACAUCUUUAGCUCUUCAGGAAAUAAGAGGUACAGAGUGUGUGCGCACGCGUGUGUGUGUGUGUGUGUGUGUGUGUUCGCACCAUGUGUCAGAUGGAAAGACGACAGCACAGUUCAGGCUGCCUCUGAUGAGGUUAAAUCAACGGAUGUAUUUUUUUUUCUUCAUUUUAAAUAAUUAUAUAAUGUUUCGAUUCCUUACCGAGGAGACGGCGAAUGUUUGUGCGACUGCAAACACAGCAACCAGUCAUGAAUUUUUAAAUUUGAUCAUCUUACCGUCUCUGAAGGGUGUUAAACAGUAUAUGCACAGUGUUAUUGAUUUAUAAAGCGGCUGUGGUAUGGAUUGAUAAAAAAAAAAAAAAACAAUAUUUCAUCUUUAUUUCUCUUUCACACUAAAAUUAAAUACAUGAAGCAGCAGAAAAGGCCUUGUCUUCAGCCACGAGGUGUACAUAUUUUAUCAACGAGAUAAUAUCCUUAUUAAAUGACACCUUCAUGUA